Messenger RNA from Tribolium madens (black flour beetle), 1263 nucleotides. Its product is annotated as monocarboxylate transporter 13-like. Gene Ontology annotation, molecular function: monocarboxylic acid transmembrane transporter activity. Bases 7 to 1242 code for a protein of 411 amino acids. The transcript has 4 exons. The record is from RefSeq and is a predicted model, not a curated record. Lineage: Eukaryota; Metazoa; Arthropoda; Insecta; Coleoptera; Tenebrionidae. Gene Ontology annotation, biological process: transmembrane transport; monocarboxylic acid transport.
UUGAAAAUGAAACAAGACAAAGAAAUGUAUCCUGAGGGCGGCUACGGCUGGAUUAUCGUCAUUGCAUCAUCGUUGAGUAGCUUUGUUACAUUAUCAAUCAUACAAUCAUUUGGAAUGGUUCUGAAAGUCACCUUCAGUGAGAGUAAUCUUACAGCUACUCAAAUCUCGCUGAUUAUUUCCAUGAAUGGGGCUUUUGGCAUGUUAAUGGGCCCCUUAAUCGGGCUAAUGCAGAAAAGUUGUGGGUGCAGAAAAGCGGCUUUUCUAGCAGCGUUUCUCACAACUACGGGAAUUAUCCUAACAUCAUUCUCUCACAAUUUCGCAAGUUUUGUUUUUUUUCACGGGGUGAUAACUUCGUUGGGUUUGCACAGUGCUGAAUCGACUCAACGUCUGGCUAUUAACACAUAUUUUAGGGAAAAAAGAAGUUUGGUUACUGGUUUUAUCCUGACUUUUGCCGGUUUGGCACCGAUUUUGGUCCCUCAACUGUUCCGAUUCCUCCUCAAAGUGUAUACAAGUCACCAAACAGCCUUGAUUUACGCCGGGAUUAGUGCACAUCUUUUUAUUUCAGCCAUGCUCCUGCAACCGGUGCAAAAACACCGAAAAAAUUACCAAAUGAUUGAAUUCAACCCGAAACAAGUCAGUCAUUGGAGCAAAUUCGACUUUGACCUCCUCAAAGACCCAGUUUUCGACAACAUUAUUUUAGGCCUUUCCCUCGUCACGUUUGCUGAAAUGUCGUUCACGCUUCUCUUGCCGUUUAUUUUAUACGAUUCAGGCCUGAAUAUGGACCAAGUUGCGAUUUUUUUAUCUAUUUUGGGACUAGCUGAUUUAGUUUCAAGAUUCGCGAGUCCGUGUGUUGGACAUUGGUUGAAAAAAAGUUCGCGAUUUAUGUUCGCAACGUCGAUUGUGAUUGUCACAAUCGUAAAAACUGUUUUCAUUUUCUGUAAAAAUUACAACACACUUCUGGCGAUUGCUGUGGUGUUGGGGUGUGCAAAAGGGUUGCGAAAAGUCUACAUGUGGCUUGUUGUUCCCGAUUACGUCCCGUUGGAAAAACUCCCGACUGCUUCAGGGAUUGAUUUGUUCCUAAGAGGAGUUUGUAUUUUGACAGGAGGGGCCUUGGUUGGGGUCCUGCGAGACGCCACUGGCAGCUACGUCGUCAGUAUUCUUGCAAUGAAUGGCGUUAUGUUGGUAACUCUGUUAUUGUGGACAGGGGAAGCCAUAAUUAUUCGAUGUAAAAAUAAAUUUUAACAAAUUUUAUUGCGACUAAAA